AUGCUCCUGGGGUUCCGGAGAGGCGGCAAGAGGCAGUUUAAACACAUCAUCCAUGGCCUUCUCCCUGCAGCCAGCAUCGCACCGAAGCCAGCUGUGCCCCGCACACCUCCUCCACGUGGCCCCAGCCCCUCUCCAGAGAGACCAAGAUCUGCUCUGGCUGCAGCCAUUCUAGCAACAACAUUGACUGGCCGGACUUUUGCCAUUCCUCAGCCUCGCCGGAGAUCCCACUCUGAGAGUGAAAAGGACAGUUUCAUCGAGCCCUAUGCCACCACCUUGGAGCUGAGGCAUCAACCACAUAGGCAGAAUGAGACGGCAAGAAGAUCCUCUUUGCCAUCCUUUGAAAUGCUGGGCUACGAGGGGGAAGAGGAUUCUGACACGUACCUGUCAUGCAGCCACAGGGAGUCGGGGGACGCAAGUGCUCGCAAAGAAGAGGGAAGCCUCAGCGACGCCGUGUAUGCCGUGCCACACAGAAAUCAGGUUCCAUCGUCACAUGGGGUGGAAAGUGGAGAUGAGGAAAAUAUUUCUGAACAAGAUGGAUUUCCAGGCUCACCUGUUCCACCAGAGCAUACACAAGAAAAAGAUGGUAAACAUUCUAUUCUGAAUUUAAAGGAUGAAAAACCAUCAUUGUGUGGAAAACCUCCACCCUCUCCAGAUGUAAAUAGUAGAACACAUCGAAGACAUAUAGAAAUAACCAAAGAAAAGUUGGAGGAAUUAAAAGAAGAAAAUUUGCAUCUAAACAAUGCAAAUCAAACCCUUACUCUUGAACUUAACAUAAUAAAAAAAACAAUGACAGAACUACAGUUAAAACUUAAAAGGAUGGAAAAAGAAAAUGGAAAGCUGAAAGAAGUUGAGAAAGCAUCCUCUCAGGAAGUAGUCGCUGCACCUGAAUUACAUUAUCUAAGAAAACAAGCUCAAGAACUGGUGGAUGAAAAUGAUGGAUUGAAAAUGACUGUUCAUUGUUUGAAUGUAGAACUGAGUAGAUAUCAAACAAAAUUCAGGCAUUUAUCCAAGGAAGAGAGUGUAAAUAUUGAAGGCCUCCCAUCAAAGGGCCCUAUACCGCCCUGGCUGGUGGAUACAAAGUACCUGUCCCCCUUGUUGCUGGCCUAUGAAGACAGAAUGAAAGAGAAGGACGAGCUCAAUGCCAGCCUUCAGGAGGAAAUGAGAACGUUUAAGAUGAGAGUCCAAGAAGUGGUGAAAGAAAAUGAAGAACUGCACCAAGAGCUGAAUAAGAAUAGUCUUGUCACCAGUGAGGAAUGGCGUCAGCUUCAGACUCAAGCAGAACUGGUUUUAGAGGAAAACAAGUUGUUGAUAGAGCAAUUGGAGAUUCAGCAAACAAAAGCCAAGGACACGCACCAGGAGCGUCUCCAGGAAGUUUCUAAACUGACUAAACAGCUAAUGCUUCUGGAGACUAAAACACAGAGCCAAGAAAAGGAGCUAACUAAAAGUAAGGAGCAAUUGGAAAUUUUGCGGACGGAAUGCCAGGAACUAAAAAUACAGUUGGACAGCAAAGUUGCAGUAGAAGUGCACACUUCAAUUGUAAAUGAAUUAAAAAGCCAGUUGCAGAAGGAAGAAGAGAAAGAAAACGCUGAGAUGGAAGAGUUGAUGGAAAAGUUGGCAGCCCUGCAAGUGCAGAAAAAGAGCCUGCUAUUAGAGAAGAAAAAUCUGACGGCUAAAAACAAGGCGCUGGAAGCUGAACUCGAAAAGGCACAGAAAAUAAAUAGGAGAUCUCAAAAGAAAAUUGACGUCUUCAAAAAGCAGGUGGAAAAAGCCAUGGAGAACGAAAUGUCUGCUCACCAGUACCUGGCAAAUCUUGUUGUCCUGGCAGAGAAUAUAACCCAGGAACGUGACAAUCUUAUGUAUUUGGCUAAAUGUUUAGAAAGUGAGAAGCAUGGAGUUCUCAACAAAAUCAUAGAAGGCAAUAUUCGCUUGGGAAGGUUGGAGGAAAAAGUCAAGGGGUACAGGAAGCAGGCGGCCCUGAAGCUGGGUGACAUCAGUCACCGUCUGACAGAGCAGCAGGAAGACUUUGCUAGCAAGACAGCUCAGUACCAGCAGGAGAUGAGGCACCUCCAUCGGAUGCUGCAGGACAAGCAGAAUGUCCUGGACCAGGCGCUGCAGCAGAAAAGAGAAAUGGAAGGUGAGCUUGAGGUUGUUUGGGAGUCCACCUCCAAGGAAAACCGAAGGAUCCGAGAACUUCUCCAGGCCACGCUGGAGAGGACAGGCCCGUGGGACAACACCAGAGCUUUCGCGGACCACUGCCUGGACGGCGUCUCUCAGGGAGACAUGCAGGAUGGCUGCCGCUUCAGCUUCUGUGACCUGAAGCCGCCUCCCACCUCCCACCAGGGUCUGCGGGAGCCCCUGGGCUAG
Lipotes vexillifer (Yangtze River dolphin) is the source of this 2364-nucleotide messenger RNA. It is a transcript of the gene CEP89, whose product is annotated as centrosomal protein 89. The transcript has 19 exons. The coding region runs from base 1 to 2364 and encodes 787 amino acids. Gene Ontology annotation, cellular component: ciliary transition fiber; centriole. Lineage: Eukaryota; Metazoa; Chordata; Mammalia; Artiodactyla; Lipotidae. Gene Ontology annotation, biological process: cilium assembly; chemical synaptic transmission; mitochondrion organization. The record is from RefSeq and is a predicted model, not a curated record.